CUCUUGUAGCUUCGUGUAAGUCUACAAUGAAGCGAGUCUCCGUUCCCAUCCUCUUUCUGACUGUCCUCUUAUUGCUGUCGGUGGCUUUUGCACGCCAACUAGGCGAAAGAGAAUACAACAAGGACGCUGACGUGAAAGAUGCCGAACACCACGUAGAUUAUUACGGGGGCGGAGGGCGAGGGUGGGGCGGCCACCCCGGCUGGGGUGGUGGUCCUGGCUGGGGCCGACCGGGCUGGGGUGGCGGUCCUGGCUGGGGUGGUUGCCGAUACCGCUGCUACUACAGGUGCUGUUCCGCCAAGGAGUAUGCUGAGCUUAUGCAAUCUCAAGGCAUUCCGCAUAACUGAAAUUUGGAUCCUUCUCUCUGAAUAAUAAAUAAUGAUGGUAUGCAUCAUCAGCAAGUGUGGAACGUACUUCUACGUACAGUGGGAAAUUAGGGGAUUGCAAGUCAUGCCGGAAGCAUGAAGCUGUGGUUUGUUUCGUGCAAUAAAGAAACAAUUACUUGUAUGAUCAUAUGUGCAGUUUGUGCUGUGUUAUCCGUGUAAUGAUAUUCCAUGUAGUAUCAUUACUCCAUAAACUCUGUUAAUCUCUUUGCUAUUGAAAAUAUAGUCGUAUAUACCUAUCUAAUUUGUAA
Nymphaea colorata (pocket water lily) is the source of this 631-nucleotide messenger RNA. Its product is annotated as glycine-rich protein DC7.1-like. The coding region runs from base 27 to 344 and encodes 105 amino acids. The transcript has 2 exons. NCBI's taxonomy places the organism in Eukaryota, Viridiplantae, Streptophyta, Magnoliopsida, Nymphaeales, Nymphaeaceae. The record is from RefSeq and is a predicted model, not a curated record.